Molecule: messenger RNA, 245 nt
Organism: Dibothriocephalus latus
Lineage: Eukaryota; Metazoa; Platyhelminthes; Cestoda; Diphyllobothriidea; Diphyllobothriidae
Source: the annotation of a GenBank genome assembly
GUAACAUCCUCAUUGCCUAUAUCAGUCGUGGCCAACUGGACAACUUGCAAGAGCAGAAUGCCACCCUGCGCGAGGUGACGCUGCAACAAGCCCUGCUGGACAACCACGUCAUCAUCAACGCGUAUAUGCCAGUGGAGGAGAAGAGUGCCACAGUGCUGUUUGAGAAGAUGUUUAUGCAGCAUCUGGCUACCCGGUCAGUCAUCUCACGCUCUGCUUGCAUGCCUUUUUUGAUGCCCCGACUGUAA